Messenger RNA from Opisthorchis viverrini, 3063 nucleotides. RefSeq lists its product as hypothetical. Gene Ontology annotation, cellular component: plasma membrane. The record is from RefSeq and is a predicted model, not a curated record. The transcript is spliced from 5 exons. Gene Ontology annotation, molecular function: Wnt-protein binding; Wnt receptor activity. Lineage: Eukaryota; Metazoa; Platyhelminthes; Trematoda; Opisthorchiida; Opisthorchiidae. The annotation marks the transcript as partial. Gene Ontology annotation, biological process: canonical Wnt signaling pathway; non-canonical Wnt signaling pathway.
AACGAUUGCCGCUCAUGACGCCCAAACGACCAAAGGGCGCACAACCACCGGAGCACGUGAAGCCACUGAAAUGGACCGUUCGAACAAAAAACAGCAGCAGGUGAAUUCUCUGUUCAAUGCAGCUGAGGAUCCGGAAUGGCAUUUGACCCCUUUUCACGAGAUCGUCGGAUCUCAUCUGACGGACAGCAGCUCACAUAGAUGCGAACCCAUCAGUUUGGCCUUGUGCAAAGGAAUGGAAUAUCAGCAUACACGAAUGCCAAACAUGUUCAAUCACGAGACACAGGAGGAGGCUGGACUUGAAGCCCAUCAGUUUUAUCCGCUGGUUCAAAUCAAUUGUUCCGAAGAUCUGAGAUUCUUCCUCUGUUCCAUCUACACCCCAAUUUGCAUCGAGGGAUAUCCGAGUUUUCUUCCCCCGUGUCGUUCCAUAUGUGAACGAGUAAAAGCUGGAUGUGCCCCAGUGAUGCAACACUACAACUUUCCGUGGCCAACGCGUAUGAAUUGUGCUCAGUUUCCGGAGUACAACAACCCUGAUGGCAUUUUAUGUAUGGAAAGAAACCUUACGGGUCCUGAGGCUCACGCCACCGAACGAACAGGAAACAUCGAGCCUCCGAUGACUGUUCAUGAGAAGGCCCGCAUGGAAAAACCGGAGGUCAUCAUCCAGCUGACGAAUCCGGUGGAAGCUACUGCAUCGCCGUUGACUCAGGUUGACCGGCUGAAUGCUGAGGCCAGCCAAAUACUGCUGUCAUUCGCGCGCCACAAUAAGACAAUGAAACAAAUAUUGGACCAAAGGCCUGGUCUGCGUCUGAAAUGCUCGUGCAGAUGUAAACCUGCUGUGUACCGACAGUAUGAAAGCAUAGCUGAGAUCUCUCCCUCCUCAACAAACUCCUGGCAGUUGACGGUAUUCUGGCUCGCGUUUUGGUCCAUCUUAUGUCUAGCCUCAACGAUGACAACUAUCUUCACUUUCCUACUUGACUCCUCACGCUUCCAGUAUCCAGAGCUUCCGGUAGUCUAUCUUUCGGUGUGUUACUUUAUGGUAUCUAUUGGUUACAUCAUUCGCGUUAUGCUUGGUCACGAAUCGGUCGCCUGCGAACUUAUGUCACACAGCCCCAGUUACCAACGAAUGGAGGUGCUUCAAACAAUCAGGGGAGUGGAUUAUUCCAAAUGGGCUGGCAAUCUCGGAGAAGUGAUGGACACUUCAACCCUGUCACCAAUCACACCCAUGCCGUUCUCCCGAUUGAAGGUGCUCCGUCAUGCAUCCACUGGACGAGCUACUUGUGCCGCCGUAUUUCUCUUCACCUACUUCUUCAGUAUUGCUUCGGCUGUGUGGUGGGUUGUACUGACGUUGACCUGGCUUCUCGCCGCUGGAAUGAAGUGGGGAAGUGAAGCGAUCUCGAAAUACUCGCAGGUGUUUCACUUUAUCGCUUGGUCCAUCCCCACCGCACUUUCGUCACUUGCGUUGUUACUCAGUGCCGUCGAAGGUGAUAUUCUUAGCGGUUUGUGUGUCAUACGGACAUCGAAGCCUCUUCAAUAUGUCCUUUUCCUAUUUGCCCCAAUGGUGAUUCUGCUAGCCACCGGGAUUUUAUUCCUUGUUAUUGGAUUCAUUGCGCUGUUUCGAAUCCGUGGGAUCAUGAAGUUACAGCGAAUCGGUUCUCAGAAAACGGACCGACUUGAGCACCUGAUGACACGCAUUGGAACGUUCGCCCUGUUAUAUACCGCUCCGAAUCUAGUAGUGAUAAUCUGCAUGGGGUAUGAGUUACAAAAUGCCAGGGCCUGGGAAUUCGGGGUUGCUUGCGACUGUCAUUAUACAGACGCUUCAGUGACCCCCUCAAGGAAUGAACCACUACCAGAAUGGGAUCGUCCAUCUCCGGAUUACCAGAUUUUUAUGGUCAAGCACUUUAUGCAUCUCAUAAUUGGCGUUACUUCUGGUUUUUGGAUAUGGUCUCGAAAAACUGUGGACACUUGGCGACGCGCUUGUCGACGGACGUGCUCAAAGAAACAAAGACGACAAAACGGAACAAUGCGUUUGCUUCCCACUUCGAAUCCUAACGAGUCAGACGGAUCGACCAAGACCCAGUUUGUUCCCUGGACCCUCAGUGGAUUGAACAAUGACGGUGACAGUUCGAAAAGGCUUGUGCAAAAGCAAAUAAACCGUGAACCAUCAUUUAUCGGAAACGCCGAGUUGGCUGGUACUACAUCCAGACAAAGCCUAAAUGCUGUGACCCAGUGUCGAGACACUCCUACUCAACCCAUCAGCAGUGUUCAUUACGAGACAAACUCACUGCAUCUAACGCCCUAUGUGACGGGUAGAAUGGAGAUGAACGGGGGAUAUGCGCUAGUUGACGAAUCCCGCGAACAAAUCUUACCCUCUAGGUUGGCAGCACAAGGGAUGAAAGUGUUCAAUGGUGAUCCCUUUCUAAUUGCCCUCCCGCCAGUUCCCCCUCGGUCGGCUCUUCAUCCCAGCACAUCACAUACCAGUGGAUUUCAGACGAGUCCCAGAAAAUCGACUCAACUCUCCCCAACAAAUCUGUCUGCUUUCUCGAGCAGCGGGAUCGGGAGUGGGUAUGCCACUAACCUCGCUUUUGAUAUGCAUUCCCAAAGCCACGGGACCUCACUCCUAACGGAUUUGUCAGAGUCGGCUACAAAAUCCGGCUCAGAACUAUCGAACCCAUUCAAUGCUGAACAUGUCAGAAGACACGAAUCUAUGCCUCAUGACUGCCAUCUGGAGCUUACUAGUGCCCAUAAUCCGUUUCAGAAUCCUACCAGGGUGGCUCUUCUAACCCUCUUGUUUCACAGAACUUGUCACAACUUUACGAAGGCGGGAUGUGGUCAAAGCGAAGAAAACAGUAGCCAGUGCUCCUUGGCUGGAACUGGUUAUUACCAGGCUGUGGGUUCGGUCCUCAACAAAGCAAACAAAUCCAACCAAUCAGAUGUUGAGCGCGCUCGACCGAAUCCAGAUGGACAGCAAAACUCUACCAUUACCAGGUCUUCGAUGAACAUUGGAGAUCAGGGAAUGUCGUACAAUCAACUAAAAUCUGCUGGACGUUUGUGUAUCCAGAAAAUUUG